Molecule: messenger RNA, 360 nt
Organism: Plasmodium knowlesi strain H
Lineage: Eukaryota; Apicomplexa; Aconoidasida; Haemosporida; Plasmodiidae
Product: 60S acidic ribosomal protein P1, putative
Exons: 2
Coding region: 1-360 (119 amino acids)
Biological process (GO): cytoplasmic translation; translational elongation
Cellular component (GO): cytosolic large ribosomal subunit; ribosome
Molecular function (GO): protein kinase activator activity; ribonucleoprotein complex binding; structural constituent of ribosome
Source: RefSeq, a predicted model, not a curated record
AUGGCAGCAAUUCCAGUGUCAGAAUUAGCAGAAUGCGAAAAGCAGGAGCUUUUAUGUACCUACGCUGCGCUGAUAUUACAUGAAGAGAAUAUGAGCAUAACGAGUGAAAAUAUUGUAAAGCUUAUAAAAAAAUCCAACAACACAGUGUUGCCGUACUUACCAAUGCUUUUCGAAAAAGCCCUAAAGGGAAAGGAUAUUGAGGGUCUACUAAGCAAUUUGAGCGUUGGCGGAGGUGCCCCUGCUGCAUCUGCACAGGCCGCAGCUGAUAAGCCAAGUGACGAUAAGAAGGAAGCUAAGAAGGAAGAAAAAGUAGAAGAGGAAGAAGAAGAAGAUGACUUAGGAUUUUCAUUAUUCGGUUAG